UUAAUCCGGGCAGGGAUGACAUCAUUACCGAGGAAGAGGGGGGCGCCGGGUAACGCCAUUUUCACGCACCGCGCAGUCAGUCAGUCAUCCAGCCAGCGGACUAGCGAGCUGUCAUCUUCACGGGCGACUAGUCAACUUUUCAUUUAGCCCCAUGAAGCCCCUCUUAAGUUAGUUUUACGGAAUUGUUCCUGCCAUGGAACCAAAGGAAAACAGGCUUUUCUUGUAUGGCUCCGAGUAAAGCCAGUGUUUUGACAGUUAGGUUGGCUAGCUAUGUAGCUAGCUGGUCACCAUAAACGGCGGUUGAUGCAGUGAAGACCAGCGUCAGUCGGCAGAACAUAUUCCAUCCGGACACAGUUUGGAAAUUUUGUUUUAUAACUUAAAUAUUUUUUUUUACAUUUAUCAGCAAGUGUUGUCUGUCAACGCAACAACACCUCCAUUCAAAAAAGACGUGAUUUAGACGGUAAAAAAGGCGAGGAAAACGGACGUUACGGUGAAGCUACAUUGGCAACGGAUGUUCCAGAGAACGGAUGCGUGAGGACAUGUCCACCAUGGUGUGUGUGAAGGAGGAGGAGGACCCUGGGGAGAAGCUGUCCCAGGAUGAGAUCAUCUCCCGGACCAAGCAGGUGAUCCAGGGGUUGGAGGCCCUGAAGCAGGAGCACCACUCCAUCCUGGGGGGCCUGCUGGGCACGCUGCGCUGCCUGAAGCAGGACGAGGAGGGCGUCCUGGUGGAGGAGAAGUCCCACAUGAUCCGCAAGUCCCUGGAAAUGCUGGAGCUCGGGCUGAGCGAGGCACAGGUGAUGAUGGCGCUGUCGAGCCACCUGAGCUCGGUGGAGUCGGAGAAGCAGAAGCUCCGGGCCCAGGUCCGCCGGCUCUGCCAGGAGAACCAGUGGCUAAGGGACGAGCUGGCCGGGACGCAGCAGAAACUGCAGAAGAGCGAGCAGAGUGUCGCCCAGCUGGAGGAGGAGAAGAAGCACCUGGAGUUCAUGAACCAGCUGAAGAAGUACGACGAGGACUUGUCCCCAUCUGAGGAUAAGGACUCUGAUUCCACUAAAGAGACUCUGGACGAUCUCUUCCCAGAUGACCAGGACGACCAAGCCCCAGGCAUCCAGCCGACCCACGGCAGUGCUGCGGCGGCUGCUGCCCAGCAGGGAGGCUAUGAGAUCCCAGCCCGUCUGAGGACCCUCCACAACCUGGUGAUCCAGUACGCGUCGCAGGGCCGGUACGAGGUGGCUGUGCCACUCUGCAAACAGGCCCUGGAAGACCUGGAGAAGACCUCUGGACAUGACCACCCAGACGUGGCCACCAUGCUAAAUAUUCUAGCCCUUGUUUACAGGGAUCAGAACAAAUAUAAGGAGGCAGCCAACCUGCUGAAUGAUGCUCUGGCCAUCAGGGAGAAGACUCUAGGCAGGGACCACCCAGCUGUUGCUGCCACCCUCAAUAACCUGGCUGUCCUGUAUGGGAAGAGAGGAAAGUACAAGGAAGCAGAGCCCCUGUGCAAGAGAGCGCUGGAGAUCAGAGAAAAGGUGCUGGGGAAGGACCACCCAGAUGUGGCCAAGCAGCUGAACAACCUGGCCCUGCUGUGUCAGAACCAGGGCAAGUACGACGAGGUGGAAUACUACUACAUGAGAGCGCUGGACAUCUACCAGACCAAACUGGGCCCUGACGACGCCAACGUGGCCAAGACCAAGAACAACCUGGCGUCCUGUUACCUGAAGCAGGGCAAGUUCAAGCAGGCUGAAACUCUGUAUAAAGAGAUCCUCACCCGCGCUCACGAGAGGGAGUUUGGCUCUGUUGAUGAUGAGAACAAACCAAUAUGGAUGCAUGCUGAGGAGAGAGAGGAACAAAGCAAGGGGAAGCAGAAGGACGGCUCCCCAUUUGGAGAAUAUGGAGGCUGGUACAAAGCCUGCAAAGUCGACAGCCCCACAGUGACCACCACCCUGAAGAACCUCGGCGCCCUCUACAGGCGCCAGGGCAAGUUUGAGGCGGCCGAAACUCUCGAGGAGGCUGCCAUGCGUUCCAGAAAGCAGGGUCUGGACACUGUGCAUAAGCAGCGCGUGGCGGAGGUCCUGAGCGAGCCGGAGGCCCGUGAGAAGCAGCGAAGCCGCGAGAGUUUGACCUCUGACACGGUGAAGUACGAAAGUGGGCCGGACGGUGGCGAGGAAGUGAGUAUGAGCGUGGAGUGGAACGGGGACGGCUCGGGCUCUCUGAAGAGGAGCGGCUCCUUCAGUAAACUGCGAGCGUCGAUCCGUCGCAGCAGCGAGAAACUGGUCCGCAAGCUGAAAGGCGGCGGUUCGUCCCAAAACAGCGAGCCCAAAAACCCCGGCAUGAAGCGAGCCAGCUCUCUGGGGGUUCUUAACGUGGCGGACAAGGCUGCGACUGACCACUACCAAGAACGAAAUAAUCGUCUGAGGAAGAGUCGCGACCUGAGUGCCAGCCACGCUGACCUGGCGCGUUGAAGGUUUAUCUGACCGUGGUGGGGAGGGGGGGGGUGAAGGCCGAAGCCUGAGAGGUCACUUCCUGUCCACAGCCUCCUCACUGUAAACAGCCUCCCACGUUCUACUUCAGCAUCACACCACCAAGUGCCCCGCUGUACAGGUCUCACGGUUUCACUGCACUUUCUGAAACUUUGUGGCAUUUUUUGUUUUCAACACACAUCGAGGAACAAGAGCAAGAUGAACAUGCAGUACAGUGACUUGCUGUGUGUUUGUGGUUUGAGUGUGUAUCUUUUGAUUUGUAUGUGCGUGUACUGUAUGUACUGUAAGUGUGUGCUGGUGUGAGUGACUGUCCUCUCAAAUCAAUAUUUAAUGCUACAGCUUGAAUGAAGGCAGAUGCAGAGUGGAGAUUUUGUUUUACAGACACUUCUCUCAGAACUCAUUGGUCCAGUUAAACUGUUGUGGAUGAAGCCAAAGACGAGCUUGAGUUGUUUUAGCUACGUGACGUCACACUGAAGGAAGCCUAGACCAGCAUGAAACCUGCUGCAAACCAUUUUGGACUCCAAUUUCUCUUGAAUUUCUAAAAUAAUAGUCUUGCAUUUUCAGACCUUCCUCCACAGCGCUGCAGAGGAGGGUCUGGUCCACACAGAAUUCUGGGACGGGAGAAAAA
Molecule: messenger RNA, 3102 nt
Organism: Perca flavescens (yellow perch)
Lineage: Eukaryota; Metazoa; Chordata; Actinopteri; Perciformes; Percidae
Gene: klc1a
Product: kinesin light chain 1a
Exons: 16
Coding region: 528-2456 (642 amino acids)
Biological process (GO): microtubule-based movement
Cellular component (GO): cytoplasm; kinesin complex
Molecular function (GO): kinesin binding
Source: RefSeq, a predicted model, not a curated record